Molecule: messenger RNA, 3508 nt
Organism: Vespa crabro (European hornet)
Lineage: Eukaryota; Metazoa; Arthropoda; Insecta; Hymenoptera; Vespidae
Product: Golgi integral membrane protein 4-like
Exons: 8
Coding region: 621-2102 (493 amino acids)
Cellular component (GO): Golgi membrane; Golgi apparatus
Source: RefSeq, a predicted model, not a curated record
UAACUAGCGACACGUCUCUUCUAACCUUAGUUUAGACGCAUUCUACGGAGAUAUCGUGCUCUUCCGUACAUAUCGCGGAACAGAGAAAGAGAGGGAGUGAACGAGAGAGAGAGAGAGAGAGGGAGAGAUAGAUAGAUAGAGAUAGAGAAAGAUAGAGAAAGAUUAGAGAAAGAGAGAGAAGAGAGAGAGACCGAGAGAGAGACAGAGAGAGGCAGAGAGAAGAAGAGAAAGAGAGAGAGAGUUACUCACAAAUACACAAAUACGAAUUACAUUCGUUAUUAGUACGAGUCUCUGUUCACAAGAAGAAGAAACAAGAGGUAAACGAGAAUCAAAGGAGUACGAUAGAAACAUCGAACUUGUGGGGAAAAAAAUAGCAACAGUGUGACUUGUUCUUUUUUUUUUUUUUUUCCUUUUCCCCCUUUUUUAUUUUCCCUCUACCUCUUCCACGCCAUAUUUCACGAGAGGAUAUUACGCGUAGAAGCACCGAGGAAGAAGAGAAAAGCAGUGUGACUCCGUCGUUGAGAAUGAAUAGCUGAGAUAUAGAAUCGUAGAAGUCGGAGAAGGAGAGAAUAUCGCGUGCUUGUUUCUCUCGGUGGUGAAUUUUCAUUAACCAAUAUGCGAUGAGCGGUUCUCGGCUUGGAAGAGGCCGAGGUGGACGCCUGGCUGUGUACGGGGGUUGCGGGGUGGUGAUCAUAUUAUUGGUAUUUCUUUACCGCGCCGCCACCUCAGAGAUGGCCAGGCUACGUGAUCUUCAUAUCCAGUGCGUUCAUCAACACGAGUCACUUGCUGCACAACUUCAAGUGAUAUUCGAGUACAAGGUACGACUAGAAAAAUCUUUGGCCGAGGAGAAAAGUUCGAAUGCCGCUGUGAAACAGGAACUUCAGCAACGUGCCUCCCGAGAGAAAUCUUUGAGAGAUAAGGACAGUAUAGAGGCGAUGCAGAGAUUCAAUUCGCUUCAGCAGACCUAUAAGAUACUUCAGACCGAGCAUCAGGAUCUUCAGGAAGAGUAUAAGAAACGCGAGAAACAGGUAUUGGAGGAAACGAACAGGUUGGAAUCUACUCUUCAAGAUCUUCAUAGUCGUAUCAGACAGACGAACGAGGAUAAGGAGAAAAUUAUUGGGGAGAAGGAUAGGACAUUGGAAAAUUUUAAAAACAAAUAUUUGGAAUUGGAUACGGAGAAGACUAAGUUGGAGGAAAAGUACAAUGAUUUGAUGAAGAGUACUGGUAACACCGAUAGUACGAUCGAACAUUUGAGAAAGGAGGUCAUACAACUUAAACAAGAAUUGGACAAUGAAAAGAAACGAUGCAAAUCAACAUUAUCGGAGACAAGUCUGAUUAGUCCUAAACAGUCGCUGCCAGGUGAACAAAAUAUGCCGGAUAAUACGGCGAUAGAUCCAACACAGGAAGAACGUCAACAGGCACAACAACAGCAACAACAACAACAACAACAACAACAAAAUGUACAGAUCAUUGUCUCGUCGAGCUCGAUGAAAACUAUACCGGUAUUGAAAUUGGACACCAGCACGAAAUCUAACAGCAUAAUCGAUUCCGUGUCUUCUAACAAAGCAGUUAAAAUCGCUUCGAAGGUAAAAAUUCCACCUGGUGUGUUACCAAUUUUAAUGAUAAUGGAUCAAAAUGCCGAGAAGAUCGAGAAGGAGAAGAUCAAUGAAAAAUUAUUAAAGAACGACGAAUCCGUCGUUCAGAAUAUAGCUUUGAAGAAGAAGGAAGUUAUAUCGGAAGUAAAUAGUAAGGAAAAGGAGAAUGAAGUUAACGAUAACGAUAACGAUAACGAUAACGAUAACAUAGAUCCACCGUAUAAAAGUUUGUCCGGGAAUAAACAUGGCGUUGAUCAGAUUGUUGGUGGUAGACGACAAAAUGGCAAUUGGUUUAAGGUGAAACCGGGCGUACAGGAAUUUGGCGAGGAACUCAAUCCGAUCGAUCGAUUGCCUGGAUUGGAAAGCGUCGUUGAUAGACAAUUCGGUGCAGGUGAGGAACAAUACGUUGGUGCGGAAUACGAACCUCAAGCUCAAAAAAUAGAAGAUUUGCGUUUGGCUGAAGGCGAAGAGGAAGAAGACGAGGAUGAUCCCGAGGAUGCUAUUUGAACGAGGAGAUGUAAACGACGAACGAGGCUAAUUUUUUUACGAGACAAAUCGUUAUCUUAAUCGUCUUUGAUGAUAAAUCAUCCCUCGCGCUAUACACUGCGAGAUGAUAUUUUUCUAAUCUUUUUUUUUUUUUUUUUUUUUUUUUUUUUUUUUUUUUUUUUUUUUUUUUGAAAUGUUUUUUUCUUUCUUUCUUAUUAUCAACUUUACGAAGAUGACGAUGACGAAAGAAACAUACGAUGAGAUUGAAGGAUAACGCAACAAUAGUUCGUUAAUGAUUCUCGUUAAAAAAAAAAGAAAGUUGAGAUACUAAACUAUCUCGACUCUAUACGAAAAUCGUCAAGUAGCCUAACUUUCGAGUGUUCAGAUUUUUUCUCUUGUUCGCCUUUUUAAACAUUAUCCAUCUAUCUUCCCAAUUGUCUUCGUACUUCCUUUUUUUUUUUUUUUUUUUAAACAGCCGCGCUCUAUAAUUACGAAAAGAAAAAGGAAAAGAAAGAAAAAAAAAAAAAGAAAAGAAAAAGAAGUAUUGAAGCGAGCGAAUCGUUCUUUUUAAGAGAAAAUUUAUACGUCGUCUAUAUAUAUAUACAUAUAUAUAUAUAUAUAAUAUAUAUAUACAUAUAUAUAUAUAUAUAUAUAUAUGUACAACGAUUCGAUUGCGAAAUUUUUUUCAAAUGAGAUUAUCGAGAUUGAUAGAGGAAACAGACUGUAUUUUUUUAGGAUUAAUACAAAAGAAAUAAUUAACAAAAAAAAAAAAAGAAAACAAAAGAAAAGAAACAAGCAAACAAAUAUAUAUAUAUAUAUUUAUAUAUAUAUAUAAAAGUCACACAGACAUACAGAGAAAUGGCGACUCUUUGUGUCUCUGUAAAAGGUUCUAAUCUUGAACAAUAUGUAUAUUAAUGUUUGCGAACGAGAAACGUUCGUUUUCUCGCCUACGUAGAGAUCAUCUGUGACUUAAAUGCACUUAUUACUUAGGAUAAUCGAGAUUCGAUGCACACUUGUUGACAAACAAUACAUAUAUAUAUAUAUAUAUAUAUAUAUAUAUAUAUAUAUAUAUGCGUACAUAUAGUGUCUGUGUGUGUAUUGUUAUGUCAUAAAAGAAAAAUAAUAAAAGUAAAAUAGAAAAAAGAAAGUAAGGAGUCGUGCGAUCGUCGACUCGUAUUAUUCGUCGAUAUAUUAUAAUAAUAUCACAUUUAUAUUUUAUAUUUUUGAACGAUAACAAUUUUUACUUUUGAACGAUCGAAAGGACUUAACGCUAGAGUAAGAUAGAAGGAUGGAUCGAACGAAUGUUAAAUUAAUUAUUUUAAGGAAUUUAUUAUAAUGAAAGUGAAGUUUGUUGAUAUAAUCGUAGAAUCUAAUGCAAGAGAGACACUGUACGAAUGUAUAUAUAUACAUACAUACAUACAUACAUA